This is a messenger RNA of Argentina anserina (silverweed cinquefoil), 2369 nucleotides long. RefSeq lists its product as uncharacterized. The transcript is spliced from 7 exons. The record is from RefSeq and is a predicted model, not a curated record. Gene Ontology annotation, molecular function: zinc ion binding. The coding region runs from base 46 to 2118 and encodes 690 amino acids. NCBI's taxonomy places the organism in Eukaryota, Viridiplantae, Streptophyta, Magnoliopsida, Rosales, Rosaceae.
GUUGCUACCAAUUAGGCUCUACUUCAUCUCCGGAUUUGGAGAACCAUGAAGGGCCAUGACCACAAGAUGGCAAGAAUGGAGGACAUUCUUAAUCUACCAGUGCAGGAUCCGCCGUGUGCUGAGUUCUCUGCUGCUCAGAUCAAGUGGGAGAAAGUGGGAGGCGUCCGCCACGGCGGUGAUGAUAUUGCCCUCAUUCCAUUUGCUAGAGUGGAUGAUUUUGUCAAGGGAGAGUCUUUGAAUGCCGAUUGCCCCGCUAGCUUUCGUGUUGAGUCAAAGAGGGAGAGAGCUCAAGGGAGUGUGAGCAAGCCGAGGGUCGAUGGAUAUCUUGAAUAUACACUAUACUGGUGUUCUUAUGGCCCUGAAGACUAUAGAGAAAGUGACUCAACUAUGGUGGAUGGUUCUAGUGUGAUGAAGCCUGCAUCAGGAAAGGGGAGCAGGCCGGGGCGGCGUCACAUGAUGAGGGGCUGCCUCUGCCAUUUUACUGUAAAACGGUUAUAUACACGGCCACUCAUUGCUCUUAUAAUCUAUAACCAGAGAACACACGUAGAUAAAUCUGGAGCCCCUUGUCAUGGUAUACUUGAUCGGGAUUCUAUGGGAACGAGAGCUAUGUAUGCUCCACGAAUUUCGGAGGAGCAACGCCAGAAAGUGAUGUCUAUGCUUUAUGUCGGAAUACCUUUGGACAAUAUAGUUCAGCAUCACAUGGAGUUGGUCCAGGAGCAUGGAGGACCCCUUAACCGGGAUGAUUUUCUGAGUCGUAGUGAUGUUCGUAACAUGGAAAGGCUGAUUCAUAAUUCUUCUCAUGAGCUACAUGCAGAUGAUGACUGCAGUGUAAAGAUUUGGGUUCAACGCCAUCGUAAGCAUGUUUUCUACUUUGAGGAAAGCUCCAGUUCAGAAUCAUUUGUCUUAGGGAUACAGACGGAUUGGCAGCUGCAGCAGAUGCUCCAAUAUGGACAUAAUAGUUAUGUAGCUUUCCAUUCAAGAUUUGGGUUUAAGAAAUUCAAGUUUUUCGACCCACCCCGGAACGCAAUUCCAGUGGCUUGGAUCAUUACAUCUUCUUUCAAUAGUCAAGAUAUCCAUAAGUGGAUGGGGUUACUGGCUGAAAGAAUUCGAACCAAGGAUCCAAGAUGGAGGCUUGAUGCCUUUUUAGUAGAUGAUCCUUCCUAUGAAAUUUCUAUAAUAAGAGAGGCUUUCCAAUGCCGGGUUUUAUUAUGCAUCUGGCAUGUUCAGCGUGCGUGGAUAAAAAGGAUUUUAAAGACAUGCAGAAACUUUGAUGUGCAGCGAGAGAUGUUUAAGCACUUAGGUUGGUUGUUGUUUUGCACAAGAAAUGGGCCAAAUGCUAUGGAUGCAAUUGAAGAGUUUCUGCAAGUAUUUGUUGAUCAAUGUGCUUUUAUGGAUUACUUUAAGAGGCAAUGGUUACCAAAUAUAGAGUUUUGGGUCGAUGGUAUAAGGUCUCUUCCUGUGGCCAGUCCAGAGCCCAAUGCUGCAGUUGAGUCCUAUCAUUUGAGGUUGAAAUCCAGGCUUUUCAAUGAGCAAAAUGCUAACUCCUGGUCAAGAGUUGACUGGUUAAUCCACACACUUACAACUGAAUUCCAAUCAUCCUUUUGGUUGGAUCAAUAUAGCCUAGAGACUGGGUAUUUUGAAAACCUGAGAGAUAAGUCUUGUUUAACCAAUUGUUGGUAUCAGGCUCUGCAGAUUGUAGAUGUUGAUGUUAUAAUUGAUGAGCAAAAUAUACAGUAUGCAAAAGUCAUGUCACAAUCAAACAGAAACGUGGCGUACACGAUAUGGAACCCAGGUUCAGAAUUCUCUUUGUGUGAUUGCCCUUGGUCAAUGCUGAGGAAUAUCUGUAAGCAUAUUAUUAAGGUUGCAAUCUUGUGUAAAACUCGGCAAGUCGCUCGACCUUUAUUGGCUGCUCAAAUUUAUAGGCAGACUUUGCUUACCCUUCUACAAAAUCCCCCAUAUAAUCCUGUAGUUCUUGAUCAUGCUAUUUUACAUGCAACCCGCUUGCAACAGGACAUCAAAGGCUUGGAAGAUUUAUCCAAUAGUGGGUUGCUCCAGUCUUUACCUUCAGAGAUUAACUCUAAUGUAGCAGACAAUAUGCUUUUUCCUCGUCUCCCUUGAGUAGGCCAUCCAAAGGAGAUUCUCAUAUAUGCCCAGGCUUUCAUCGAGGAUGUUAAGCUAACAUGUGUUGAACCUGUACUGACAGACUUCAGUUGUGACACUGCAGAGCUGUAGAGAUGAAGAAUUCAUGACAAUUUACACCGGAUGUGGAAUUGCUUUUCCAGGUCAUGGAGGUUGAACAUCCUUGCUUUUCCAGGUCAUCAGCUUACUAAACUGUAGCCGUGUCUAAGCUGUCAGCAAGGUGGAAAAAG